AUGUCAAUCAAGGAGCCAAAGUCGACCUUCGACCGGGACCCUCAGUCACAGACACAGUCGUCGCGACCUGCGAGCAUUUUCUCGGCGCAAUCCAUUGACACACUUGUCACUGACCAGAGAUACCGAGGGUUCCCCUCCGAGCAAGCUUACCUGGAUGCUCUCAAAGAAUGGGCCCAAUCAAAACUGUACUAUGAGAACGACGAACAACUACAAGGUUUCUACGGCACCAAAACUGUGGAUGAUAUCCUCAGCAAACAGGGGACUACCCGGGGUGCGAAGAAGAGUGUGCGAGACCAGAGGAGAGCGACGGUGGCCCCUCAACUUCCAACCCUGGACGAGCACAACGGGAGUGCCACGAACCUGUCCAGAGAGAAUUCCGCUGCGGCUAGUGCUGAAGCGACAGAGACGCCACCAGAAGGGAAAAGCAGCAGACUGAAACGAGUCUUCACGCGGCGCAAGUCCGCCGUAUGA
This is a messenger RNA of Fonsecaea nubica, 471 nucleotides long. RefSeq lists its product as hypothetical. Lineage: Eukaryota; Fungi; Ascomycota; Eurotiomycetes; Chaetothyriales; Herpotrichiellaceae. The record is from RefSeq and is a predicted model, not a curated record. The transcript has a single exon. Bases 1 to 471 code for a protein of 156 amino acids.